Molecule: messenger RNA, 1685 nt
Organism: Stegostoma tigrinum
Lineage: Eukaryota; Metazoa; Chordata; Chondrichthyes; Orectolobiformes; Stegostomatidae
Gene: ttc5
Product: tetratricopeptide repeat domain 5
Exons: 4
Molecular function (GO): protein binding
Source: RefSeq, a predicted model, not a curated record
CAGCUGUAUAAAUAUGCUGAAAGUUACUCCGAGGCCCUGCAGGGAUUUGCGCGAGCCUCUGCCCUGGACCCGGCCCUGCCUGAACCUCGCAUCCGGGAACAGCAGCUCCUCACCUUCCUGCAGCGACUCACCUCCCUCCUCCAGCAGAAGGGCAUGCUGAAGGCCAAAAGGCUAAACAACAUGAUGGCCAGCCUUCAGAACAAAGAGCUCCCCACGUACAAGGACCGAACGUACACCAGUGCCAGCGGGAAGGAGGUCUCUCUCACCCUGAAACCACUGCGCGGCCUGAAUCCCGGAGCAAACACAGGCUCAGUGGUGGUUGGCAAGGUUGUCUUCAGUCUGACCGACGAGGAGAAAGUGCCAUUUACCUUCGGUUUGAUGGACACAGAGGGAACGUGCCUGGCCGUGAUGGUGUACAACAUUGCGGAGAGCUGGGGCGUCCUUAUCGGAGACACUGUGGCUAUUCCCGAACCACAGCUUAAACAGCACAGCAUAGACCACAAUGGCAAGCAUUUCUCGUUCAGUAACAUCCGAGCGGAAUCCCCUCUGGUCCUGCUGGUGAAUGGGAGAAAGCAGAGUCCCACCAGCGAAGCAGCAGCAAUUGUCGCCUACAAACCUCAGAUGGAGUAGAGGCCUCGGCACCGGGGGAUAUGGCCUAUUUCCCACCCCACCCUAUCCCCUUCCCUUCCUUGCCCACUCGCAGUGACCACCAGCAGAUAAAGCAAGGCCUUCCCAGGGACUACAAGCAGAUGUGACCAUAUUCCACCCCCUCACCACCCUCCAGAAACCACCUGCAGACACGGGUCCUCUCUCCCAUUGCUGGACUUGCAGUCUCACACUCAUGUUCGUUCACACACACACACACACGCACACUCCUAUUUUGACACACACACAUUUUCUCACGCAUUCACAUUUCACACACACAUUUUCACUCACGCAUUCACAUUUUCACGCACAUCUCGCGCGCAUUCGCAUCUCACGUACAUUUCAUGCACAUUCACAUCUUGCGCGCAUUCACAUUUUCACGCACAUCUCGCGCGCAUUCGCAUCUCACGUACAUUUCAUGCACAUUCACAUCUUGCACGCAUUCACAUUUUCACACACAUUUCACGCGCAUUCACAUCUCUCACGCACGUUUCGCCCGCAUUCACAUUUCGCGUGCAUUCACAUUUCGCGUGCAUUCACAUUUCGCGCGCAUUCACAUUUCGCGCGCAUUCACAUCUCACACGCACUUUCACACACACACAUACACACGAUAUGCUCCCAGCCCUUUACCGAAGCUCCAUGCAGCAGUCCCUGCUCUGUCUGGCCUGUGAAUUUGCGCCGAGCUCCAGGGCCACCUCAGCACAGGCCAGGCAUUCGACAUGGGAUCCUCUGUCCCACUCAGCACCCCGGCCGCCCCUGAUGAUUAAAUUCCCCAGGGAGGUGGGGAGGGGGGGCGCACAAAAGGUGUCCCAUCACUUGCUUUGAUACAGUGUCCCACGAUGCCUUUGAUACAGUUUGCAAAGUGUAUAUAUUUUCCAUGUUUUUCUAAAACAAAAGUGUAUAUAUUUAUAUAUAUUUCUUGGUGUACUUCCAGAACAGUACAUUUUUGUUUUUGCGUGUGUGUUGUUCUUGAUUGUGCAGUUUGUUGUCCUAAAGUGAGCUGUGAUUGUAAAGUGAGUGAUUAAAAGUGGUGAAUUGGA